Osmia lignaria (orchard mason bee) is the source of this 566-nucleotide messenger RNA. RefSeq lists its product as uncharacterized. The record is from RefSeq and is a predicted model, not a curated record. Lineage: Eukaryota; Metazoa; Arthropoda; Insecta; Hymenoptera; Megachilidae.
AAAAUACAUUUUAACAGAACAAUUACUUAAAAAUUUUAGUAUUAAUUCAAGAUUCAUAAUUUUAUAACAAAAUAAUGUACUCAGAUUCAGAAUAUUGUAAAAGAAAGAAGUUUAAUUCGUCUAAAAAAUGUAUUAAUAAUGAUCAUUCGCCCAAAUCACGAGGUCAUAUCUCAGUAACCCCGCAAAUGAUUCGUUUAGCAGUUAAAAAGUUACAACUACGCAAAGUUUAUGUUAAUUCAACUCUUAUCAGUCAAUAUCUACGUCAUCGUUACCCGAUUGAUAGUAAUUUGAAAACAUUCACUGAAGAAUUGAAAAAGAAAUUGGAUUGCGCUGUUCAUGUUGGAUUAAUAAUAAAACACGGAGAAGAUGAUUAUUGCCUGCCUACUCUGAGGGAAGAAGCAAAUAUACUUAAAACAAUGUUUACUGCAUUUUGGGAAAUGUAUCAAAAUUAUCCUAGAGCAAAUGCUUCACAAAGCAAAAAUCAAAAUCCGAAACGUUCUAUUUCCAAGAAGAAAUAGGAAUAGUAUAAUAAAAUGAAAUAACUCGAAUGCAAAUUUGUACAUCGA